Polypterus senegalus (gray bichir) is the source of this 4987-nucleotide messenger RNA. Its product is annotated as myosin VIIA and Rab interacting protein. Bases 315 to 2984 code for a protein of 889 amino acids. Gene Ontology annotation, cellular component: cortical actin cytoskeleton. Gene Ontology annotation, biological process: intracellular protein transport. The record is from RefSeq and is a predicted model, not a curated record. Gene Ontology annotation, molecular function: myosin binding; small GTPase binding; actin binding. NCBI's taxonomy places the organism in Eukaryota, Metazoa, Chordata, Cladistia, Polypteriformes, Polypteridae. The transcript has 18 exons.
UGUUUGACUGCUGAGUUUUCUAUCUAGUGCUACCGGGAAAACCUUGUCUAGGUAGCAGGGCAUCCUUUCCGGCAUCGGCGCCCAUACACCAUCGCAUCAAUUAGCUACUGAUUGGACGUAGGCUAGACACCUAUCCACAUCAUUAUAAUCAGCUGUUGCCUAUUUUCGCUGUCAUCAGACGACUUACUUAAGCAGAGUCAAGUGAAAUAUUAACCUGUUAGUGGUUAAUAGGCAAACUGUAAUCUCCGUGCCCAUCGGCAGUUAAUACAUGAAGAUGUCCUAUUGUGAAGACUGAACAAGACUGAGUUUUUGUCAUGAUGGGGAGGAAGCUGGAUCUUUCUGGCUUGACUGGAGAUGAAGCUGAUCAUGUGCUCCAAGUUGUACAGAGAGAUAUAAACCUACGUAAAAAAGAAAAGGAGCGUCUGAGUGAGAUGAAACAGGCACUCGAAGAAGAAGGCAGCAAAUGCUCAAUCCUCUCCAAACAGACCAAGUUUAAUGAGCGAUGCUGCAUUCGCUGCUGCACCCCAUUCACAUUUUUAAUUAACACCAAACGACAGUGCUUGGACUGCAAAUUCAAUGUCUGCAAGAGCUGCAGCAGCUACAGCAAGAAGGAAAAGGCAUGGAUCUGCACAGUGUGCCAAAAAAGCAGACUCCUGAGAACACAGUCUUUGGAAUGGUAUUAUAAUAAUGUGAAAAGUCGAUUCAAAAGGUUUGGAAGUGCAAAAGUGUUGAAGACAUUAUACAAAAAGUAUCUGUCAGAAAGAGGAAUUUUGUCAGAUGUUACAGAAAACAGUGUAUAUGAAGGAAGUAUCGAUGGAAGUAUUUGUGGGAGUGACUCUACAUUCUAUAAGCAAUCUGAAGGUCAUAGCAUGGCAGAAACUCUUACAGUAGCACUUCGUGUAGCAGAGGAAGCGGUUGAAGAAGCCAUCUCUAAAGCGGAAGCCUAUAGUGAUAGUCUGGAGAAGCAAAACGAAGCCUAUUACUUACGAGAAAACAAAGAAGAACUAAUUGAAGAGCUUGCCACAACAAUUGUGCAAAAAAUAAUAAAGAGAAGAAAGUGCCCUGAGAUGCAGUCUGAAUAUGAACUAGCAAUUCCACAGUCAGAAAGCAGCAAGAUGACUUCACCUUGUGUCUCAGAGCACAGCACUCUAACCUCUCAGGCCAGUUGCAAGGGAUCAUAUACUUUAUGGAGAUCUCAGUCUGCUUUCUCACUUGCAAGUGAUGAACGUUUAGAGAGGCAAUUGGACUCAAACUGGAGAUCUGCAGUUGUUGAUACUCAAUGGCGAAGACAAGAAGGCUUUCCUAACUUGAAGAAGGAAUCUAGACCAUCUUCUAUGCCUAGCUGGAGAAGCAUGGAUAUGUUAGAUAAUUCUAGUUCAUCUUCUGUAUUACAAAGUCCAGAUGGUAACUGGAUUGCUUUACAAAGUACAAUACUUUCUCGCCCAUGUUUACUCACCAAGCCAAAAAGCCAGCUCUAUGCAGCUCUUGAAAAGGAGACGGACAUUAUUUCUGCAUAUGAUGAAAUGGGUACCGACACAGAUGAUGAAUAUGACUGGAACUAUUCCCUAACUGAGCAAAAAAGAUCACCACGGAGGCUGUCUGAAGAAAGCUGCUACACCGAUUCCCAGCAUGACCCAGAAUGGACAUAUACAAAGCAUUGGCCAGUUACCUCACCAUCUUCAGGGCGGUUUACCAAUACAGAGACUGUAGGUUCAGAUUCUGAAACCUCAUCUUUGCAUUCUCUGAGGAAUCACUCAACAUAUCUUCAUAAAGAACCAAUCCUGAAAAGGAAGAGCCCAUGUCUUGCUGAAUCUAUGGACAUUAAUUUCAAUCCACAAGUGAGGAAUUUAGGAACUGCUGACAGCAGUGAAACUGAAGAGUUUCAAAGUGAUUCUGUCCGCAAAGCACGUUGUAGAAGAAAAACUAAAUCAUCAUCCAGACUGCACAGCUGUAGGAAUGGAAGCUCAUUAAAGAUCCAACGCGUUCAGCCUUCUGCUUCGUUUCAGCACUUUUCUGAUGGAUCACUAGGGUCAGAUCACUUUGAUGAGGAACGCCCUAUGCAAAGUGAUACAGAUGCCAUAGAGCUGGAGCUAAAAUCGAAACUGUCAAGAAUAGCUGCUAAGAUAAGUGAUAAGGACUCCUCUUCUGAGGAUGAAACAGAAUGGAAUGUUCUCACUUCACCAGUGAAAGUGCCAGAGGAGAGCUCAUCAUGUGAGGAUGCUGACAGAAAAGUAUAUGAGGAUGACUUCAAGGAAGAUUUCAAUUCUUUAGAACUCCAUCACCGACUGCAGGUCUUCUCCUCGGUCUUACAGCAGAAAUAUUCUGCAGCAUCCCUCUGCAGUAUUACAGCAGAAGUGCUUAAGGUAAUUAAUGCUACAGAGGAUCUCAUUGAAGAAGUUGAUGGUAACAGUGAAUUCUCCACAGAUCUACAAAAAAGUCGACUAAUUCCUGAAGGAACAGACACAGGAAAACUUGAUGAACAUCUUACCAAGCUAGAGGAAAAUGUUUAUUUAACUGCUAGCACCGUGUACGGUCUUGAAGGACAUUUGGGAGAACUAGAAGAAUGUGCUCGAAGCAUCAAUACAAUUACCACUGAAAAUGAGCUUGCACAUCUGGAAGAUCAGGUAGCAACUGCUGCAGCCAAAGUUCAUCAAGCAGAGAUACAGCUUUCUGAUAUUGAGCAAAGGAUCUCUGCUCUAAAAAUUGCUGGCUUAAAUGUAACCCCAUGCAUGAGAUUCACAAAGUUAAAAGAACAAAGGCUUUCUCGUCAGACCAUUGACACUUCACGAAACCAGAGAAGAAAACUUCCAGCCAUUCCAGUGCAAGAGAGCAAGAUCUGUCAUGACAGAGUCUCCCCAGUAACCUUCAAUAGAAACCCAAUAUAUCACUCUUCAUUAGAGAGAAGGAGCUGCAAUGAAGACAAAAGCAUACCCAAAGACAACAGUACACCGAAGUUUGAUGUGAGCACCAGUUUAAUGUAUUGAGGCAUGCAAAGUGGUAUAAACAGCACACUGCCUAUGGCGGAAUACAACAGUGCCUUUCAUUAGCAGUCACUCGGCUUUGAGAAGAGCUGGAUGAACAACAGUCCCAGAGUGAUCAUGUUAAUGAGUUCUAUUUUGAUACCUCCACUGGGUUUCGUCUUCGGCUAGAUACAGUAUAUGUCACUUGGGAGAUGAAAAAUCUUUGCCUUAAUACUAAUAACACAAAAGAAAACAGGUAGUUGUAUACAUUGUUCAAAAAAGGUUUUCUUUGUUUCUGUAUUAUGCAAGGUUGUCAAUAAUUUUAACAAGAUGAUUAAAAAUGUUACAGCAGAAUUAGAUGACAUUGUAUGUGUCUAAAUAGUUUUAACUGUUAAAUUGCUGUAAAGUGCAAUUUGGCCAUAUAAUGCCAUAAGAGAACUAAACAUGUUAUAAACAAUCCUAAAUGUUUUUGUUUUUUGUCAAGUAAUUCUUACUUUUUUUUAAUUGAUAAAAUAUUUUGUACUUUUUUUUUUAAAAAAAAAUAACACAAUAUACUGUUAAUGUAGGUAAAUCCAAUCUGUUUUCGUGCCAGAUCAAUGUGUGUGGUGACUGGAAAGUAUUGCAUAAUGUCUUCAGUAAUUUUACAAAUGGAUGGGAGAUAAAGGUAAUUGCUGCUAAAUCUGUAUAUAUGAUAAGUUUGCAAAAAGUAUCAACUGACCCACAGCAACAUUUAUGUACAUAUUGCAUGCAGUGAAUAUGGAUUUGAACUAAUAUAGUCUGAACAGAUUAUUAUUGAGCUCCCAAAAUCUGAGUUGUUGUAUACAAGCUGCUAAAACCAUUGUUUCACGCAUUUGUUCCAUAUUGUAUUUUGAGAAUGUGUCAAUUUACAAAAAUAUAUAUUGACCUCCUUAACAAUAACUUGAAUAUCCAGUGCUCAUCCUUCGGUUGACUUUCUUGAAUGUUGUUCACCUGGAUUUGCUAGAAUAUUGAGUAAACAACACUUUGAGUUCUUCUUGUCAUGGUAAUCGGAUGUAUCAUUGUGCCUGGAAGACUAUGAUUUCUAGCCAAAUUAUAAAUUCCUAGCUGUGAUGCAAAUUUAACAUUUUUCAUUUUGUUAAUGUGACAUGUUCAAUAAUCCUGUUCCUCUCAUGUCUGACUAUGUCUUAUAAUUUUGUCACUAUAAAAGUGACAAAUAAUUUUGGCAGCUUUGAAAGUCAAACCUAAGACUAGAGCAUAUAAUACAUUUACUAAUAUGCAAAUUAUGUCAUGGUAUUUACAGAGUUGACAUGUUUCAUGUGUUCUGGAAUAAUAGUAAAUUAAUUCAUUUUCUGCCAAGGAUUCUCUGUUAAAUAAAAUUUACUAAACCAAUGUCACAAUAUGCCAAUUCUGAAAAAUGGAGUUUUCACUAAUACCCUGUAUUAAAGUCAUUUUGUCUCAGUCAAAUAAAUCAGAGUGUAAAGUACAUAAAGGAGAAUGAAGAUCAAUAAACAUUCAUAAACUUUUGUCCAAAUUGGCAUGGUCAACUUUACAGCUUACUUUUACUGUUUCCAGUGUAGGGCUUGUUAAAGCUUUUAUAGCAUUCUGUUUGUCUUCUUCUGCCUUUUUUUAAUAAAGUACUUUGCUCAGUCUUUGUACUUUACUACAUUUGCUGGACAAUCAUAUGGUGCUUCAUUCACAUUUUUAAAGCUUUCUAUAAGUUUAUGUAAGGGGAGAAACAAAUGUAUGGCUAUACUCUGUAUUAACUAGUUAGCAGGGUGGUUAAUGGUAGUGUAAAUUUAUUCUGUUGUAUAAACUGAUGCUUGCUUAUCAAUGGCAUCAUACUAGGAUACGUUGUAAAUGUACAUUAUAAUGUAAUUCAUACAAAUAAUGAUGAACCUAAUUGUGUCAGCAUAGUAAAAAAAGGAUUUAUUGUGGGAACCAUAUGUUUGUGUGACAUGUCUUUCAUGCUUGCUUCAAGCUAUGUCCACUGUACAUUUUUGUAGUGCAAAUCAAAUUAUUUAAAAGUAAAAUAUAAUAUGAAACAUUCA